UUCAUGUGAAACGGAUACGUUGUAGGGCGCCGUCCGGUCCGGCUCGUCUCGCUCAUCACGAUGAUGGACCAUUAAGCGGUUGUCUAUAAAGACAACCUCGACGACUACACACAGUCGAGAGAGAGCAAGGGGAUGUUGACUUAUUCCCCGGACCCCCUCCCUCCUGUAGUUUGUCUAAUGGAGGAAGAUGUACCCCCGAAUCCUUUUUGCAGUGCACCCCCCCACAAUGAACCUCCUCUCCCUUCCCUCUCUUCCAACACUCCCAGCUGCGAGAAUGAUGGAAAACCCAACCGCCGUAGAGCUGGUUUGUGUAAACCACAGACGACCAGUAAACCCUGGUCUCAGAUCAGCCAGACCGCAGCCAGGCCGCCCACACCAGUCAAGACCCCCACCAAGACAGCGGGGGCGACCUGCACGGCCCCGGGGUUACAGGAUGUGUCCAUUCAACUCGUGAGGGUGGAUUCUCCCCAACGGCCACCGUCUCAGAUCGCAGCACCUGACAUGGAUGUGUCGCCGUUUCCAUCAAAAGAACCGAGUUCCGCCUCAGAAAAUGGAUCACCUUCCACGAUACAGAAUGAGGAGAAACCCUUCGCUACCCGUAUGGAUUUUAGCAGUCUGCCCUUCAACAAACCCCUCCCAGACCAUCCAGAACGGGCCCCCCCGGACCAGUACAUGGGACUGGAGGUGAAGACCCCCCCCGCCAAAUCCAAAUGGGUCAUCGGCCCGUUCUUUCAGUCCUUCAAGUCAAAAAUGGCGAGUUUCAGCGAGAUCGUCAUGAGUCCCGUGAAGCUCUUCACAGCACACAGCCCUCCCGAUUCCGCCAGCCUCGCCGACGAUCCAGAUCCAUCGGACCGGCCGGAGGUCAGACCGGACCGGUCCAACGGCUGCGAAGGUCAAACGGUAGAUGACGGUCCGAACGACGACACCCUGCCGUGGAUGCCUCCUUCGGCAUCGAAAGGGCUGACGGUUGAGGAGGAAGACGAGGAACAUCUCCGCGUCGCGUCGCUCGAGCGUUCUCCGACGAAACCCUCUGAGGUGAGCGAUGCGGCCCGCGGCUCGGUACCAGUCAGCAGACCACCGGCGAUGGACAUGGAGACCAACGACGAUGAGCCGGUUCCUCCUCCUCCGCUUACCCCGGAGAAACACCCGGAACCCAGCAGAUACAUCAGCACGGAGAGAAGAGCCCAGAGGAGCAAGCGGCUGGUUCAAACGAAACCCCUUUACUCGCACUCAUUGAACAGAUUUGUGCUACGGAGCAAAUCUUUGGACAUUCUCCCCUGCAGAGAGACGCAGGAGGCUAGCUGUGCUGAGCCUCACCACAGACAGUUCUCUGUUGAGUGUACGGUGGAAGCCACCAUUGGGGACCUAAGCAAUGGUGAUGUCCUCUGUCUGGAUCAUUGUAUUGAAGGGGACUGCAGUGAAAGCUGCAGCAGCCUCUCUGUUAGGAAAAGCCCACGGAACUCUGCCAAAGAGGGAGCCAACGGUGCAUUGAAUACAAUCUCACAAACUCUUCCUAUUGGACAAGGACUGCCGGAGGCGGGCCCAGGCUCUGAUCCGGUCGGACGCAUCGGGAAAGCCAAGAGAAGAUUGACUCUUGAUCCUCAGCCACGAGGCGACGCUCGCUUGAAAAACAGGAAAAUAACCCGAUCGGAUAAAAGCACAGAAGAUCCGAUAAACGUAGACGUAAGUCUGCAUGUCACGGAGGACAGCGCAACCAGCCAUUUGAAAGAGCUCCGGAACGACCUCUCGUCGAAUGGCGUUCCCGUCUCGGAGAUGAAGCUGAACCCGCGGGCUAAGAAGGUGCAUCUUCUGAGGCGGAUGCAGAAGAAGGGAACGAGCCAACCGGAAAGUCUAUGUGCACCUAAAGAACCCACGUUGCACCGUGAAACUGAAAACCCCACUCCUGUGGUUGUUGCUGUUGACGCGUCGCAGCCCGGAAACAAGACGUCGGAUAACUUCACAAAUAAACCCCUCAACACCAGGAACCCCCGGGGGGCAACCAAGAAGGGCAUCUCGAAACCCGGCUCGCGUAAACCAGACUUUAAAUCUGACAGUAUGGAUCUGGGAACGUCGGCGACGACCACUUGCACGCGAGACGCCGACGACGAGCGGCCGUGUCCGAACGUCCCGGACCAGCCCGUGGAGACCGUGCUCUGUGGCCCCCAGGUCCCACUGCCCGCUCGGCCCUCAGGUUUGGGCAGGAAGCGGGACCUUUCGCCAGAGUGUGACGCAGACGUUUCCUCAAGUCUGAGCACGUUAACAAACAUGAACCAAAUGCCUAAGCUGGCGAAACGUGCGGCAGUUUGUAAGCAAGCGCGUCCAACUAAAGCGCGGGGAGUGGCCGCGGACCACACCUCCGAGGCCCUGUUUGGAUUAGAUUCCGUCUCCGCCGUGCUGGAUGUCCCCGUGACUGCCAAGAGGAGUCGGAAAACCGGAGUCAAGAGGCCCAAAAAGGACUGUGGUGAAACCGACGACCUAUCGUCGCAUGCAGUAAACCCGGCGCCACACACACAGCGUGUAAACGGUCACCGGGGGAAUCACUGGAAGCACAAGACCAUUCCCGUGCACGGAGGCGAAAGGGACGAUGUUCUCGGUAGCGCUGAAGCUUCCGCCCAGGGGGCCGGGCGUCGUACGCAGGGCGCGACCGCCAACGGGCUCCUCGGCGUCCCGUCGGCCGAGGCGACGCUCGGCAAACGAAGCGUGAAGGUAAACCACACGAGGCAGGAGAGCCGAAGGAGGAAGGAAAGGCUGCUGUUCGGCGCCGACGUCUUCGAGGAACGCGCCGUCGAGGAACGGGGGACCGGGAGGACCGACCUGAGGGAGCUGGACUUCACCUCCUCCUCCAGGGUCCUCCGGCGCAGCGUCUCCUGCCCGGAGAUCCACUCCCUCCACCAGCACCACGCCCUGUGGCCCUCCCCUCUCUACUCGCCCCAGCCCAGCAAAGGACGUGUCGCCCACCAGUAUCACCACCACCAGCACCCCCACCCCCACCCCCACCAGCCGCUCCACGAUGUCCACCGGUUGCCUCGCGUCCUCUGCAAGCCCCGGCGCACCCGCCGCCACACGGUCAGCACCGCGGAGGUGGCCCGGGAGAUCGCCCCCUUGUGUCUGCGCAAGGAGGUGUACCCCUCCAGGAGGUCCGGGGGGCCGGGCGCCACCAGCCCGGCCUCCCCCUUCUCGCUCUCGGCCCUGGCCUCCUGUUUCCUCACCAGCCCCAUGGCCUUCCUCUCCCGGCGGCUGGACGGGAAGAGCGCCACCGCGGCGGCGGCUAACUGUGCUAGCACCGCGGCGGCGGCGGCGGCUAACUCCCCUGGCGCACACGGACACCACUUCUCGCCGUCGCCGUCGCCGUCCACCGACUCGUUCCACUCUGCCGCCUCAUCCUCCUUCGCGGCCUCCUCCUCCUCCUCCUCCUCCUGUGUUUUCACCUCUGCCUCUCCAGCGUCCGUCUCCUCGUCGCCGUGGCGACUGUUUCGCGGGUUCCACGCGAGGGCUGACCCCCCUGCGGUCAGCGUGUCCCCCGUCCACAGCGCGGCCUCCCAGAUGCCCAUGGAGAGCGAGGCGGAGAGGACCGAGGAAGAGGAGGGUGAAAACACACACUACCGCCGGCAGUUUGAGGAGAAAUCCCUGUCGGACUCCGAGAUCAAGGUGGUGAAAAUUACCGAAGAAAGAGGCAAGGUUUCAUCCAUCCGAAUCCGCAAAACCCGUCCCAAACCGCAGAACAACCUCACUCCCAUGGGGCUGCCCAAGGCCAUCAGGCUGAAGAAGAAGGAGUUCAGCCUGGAGGAGAUCUACACCAACAAGAACUUCACCGCGCCUCCAGAAGGCCGCCUGGAGACCAUCUUCGAGGUGCCACUGAGCCGCCGCAACGGCUCCACCUCUCUGUUCGGCCAGCGGCGCCUGAAGCGCGCCGUGGAGUUCCCCGAGGCGGGGGAGGCCCGACGACCGAAGAAGCCGCUCGGGGGCGGAGCCGGCGGCGGCGGCGGCGGGAAGCAGGGCGGCGUCAGCUCGGCGGGCAGGCCCCGGCGCGGGGGCUACCAGAGCGCCAAGGAGACCCCGUCUCUGAGCGCCCAGGACGUGGACUCGCUGCUCUGUGCCAAGCUGGACCAGCUGGACCUGCUGCUGACGCUGAACAACGGGGGGGCAACGCUGUAAAGCCAGCCGCUAAGGUAGCUGACAAAUUAACUGUCCCUUUUCGUCAGUUAGUUUAUCAGUCUAGCUAGUCGCUAAGCUAACUGACGAAGGGCAGUUAGUUUAGCGACUCUGUAUAGCGAGUCGCUAGGCUAACUGAUGAAAAGCAGUUCGUUUAGCGACUCUUUAUAGCGAGUCGCUAGGCUAACUGGCGAAAAGCAGUUAGUUUAGCGACUCUUUAUAGCGAGACGCUAGGCUAACUGACGAAAAGCAGUUAGUUUAGCGACUCUUUAUAGCGAGACGCUAGGCUUACUGACGAAAAGCAGUUUGUUUAGCGACUUUGUAUAGCGAGUCGCUAGGCUAACGGACGAAAAGCAGUUAGUUCAGCGACCCGCUAUGCAGCUUUGCCCCCAGUUAGCUUUGCGACUCUGUAUUGCGGGUUGCUAAACUAACUGACGCAAAAGAGCAGUUAAUAGCUGCUGUUUUGGCGGCCUUUGAGAGCGGGAGACUGGCCUAUCCCUUCCAGUACUUUCUGCUUGUUUACCAGCGACGACAAUACAAUUUAAUAAUAAAUUAAUAAAUCAAAUUUAUUGUCGCGCCGCUGAUGGAUUGCGUUGACAAUAAAUAUUGUAUAAUAAUAAUAAUAAAUAGCGUAUUUUGUACCUUUGUAGAAUUGGAAUUGUAUAUAUUUAUGGUGUCGAAGGCUGAUUACAAAGUGCCGAACAUGUGUAGCCUUUCAUAGCUGUUGUAUUUGUUUAAAUACUGUAUAAAUAUCUCCAAACAUCGCCGUUCACCAUCGCCUCGCCGUCCAUACAGUACCACCCAACCCAGACCCAACUAUUUUUUGUUAUUGUUCAGUUUUACAUUGUUCUGCUCUUUUAUACAAACCAUUUUAUUCCAAACCAAACGUUUUCGUCCAGAAGGGUUAAAAAAAACAUGGCAGACUAUUAAACAGCUGCUCAUAGUGUUUCCGUUUUAUAUUUUAACGUACAAGUGUUUCAGGAGGCGUAACUAAUAGUAAUAGCAGGACUAUGAGGUUUAAAUCGCUGCGUUCUCAGUGUGAUGUUCCAGCUUUGCUUCCUAGGGCAGCUAUUUCUCUCUCAUAAGGUUCUCUGAUACCACCUAUCGAAGAUGCUGUUGUAAAGUUAUCUUCUCAUUCUUUGUUUCAGUGAAUGUCGUCGUGUUGCUGCUGUUAAUUGCUUGCUGUUGUGGCAGUUUUGUUGCAUCAUUACACUUGCUAGUCUCCUCAGUAGCAUGCGAUGCAAAAUGUAAAUGAAAUGUAAAUGAUGUUAAUCAGGGCAAGUGAAGGAACAAUAUAUUAAACAUCUAUAUCUGUAUAAUAUUAAGCAGCUAGAGGUUUUUGUAUAAAGUGGUAACCCAGCACUGAAGAACAUACUUUCGCCUGACUUUUCUAUAACUCUAUAAAUCUAUUACUCUCCAUCGUCGUACCUGUGGUAUUUAUAUGUUAAAACAUACAAAGGUUUUUGCCUUUGCCCAAUUUCCAUGGGAUUGCCUUAACUGUAAUAUUUGUACAAUGUCUGUUUAGUUCGUGUUUGUGUUUUCUUUCACUUCUGAAAGCGGAUUUCAACAUCGUUGUCGUUUAAGUUUUAACCUGAGGUAAAUAAGAGCACAAUAUAUGGGUUUGUUGGAUGUAAUCUUGGAGGGGUAGAUGUGCUUUCGCGUACAUGUUUUGGUUUUUACAUUUUUGGAUAUACAACGGUGAACAUAUGUCAGGAAUAUAGAAAACCCAUAAGCAAUGCAAAGAUACAGGAAAAGUUUUAUUGUGGAAUUUUGUUGCAACAAAUAAGCACCUUCGUCAGAGGUUGUGAAUUGUUUUGUGAAAGUCCUAAUAAAAACCAAUUUCUAUAUAUAUAUA
Messenger RNA from Gadus morhua (Atlantic cod), 6007 nucleotides. RefSeq names its product proline rich 14 (gene prr14). Lineage: Eukaryota; Metazoa; Chordata; Actinopteri; Gadiformes; Gadidae. The record is from RefSeq and is a predicted model, not a curated record. The coding region runs from base 133 to 4155 and encodes 1340 amino acids. The transcript has 10 exons.